Molecule: messenger RNA, 654 nt
Organism: Setaria italica (foxtail millet)
Lineage: Eukaryota; Viridiplantae; Streptophyta; Magnoliopsida; Poales; Poaceae
Product: fruit protein pKIWI502-like
Exons: 2
Coding region: 1-654 (217 amino acids)
Molecular function (GO): oxidoreductase activity
Source: RefSeq, a predicted model, not a curated record
AUGUCGUGCCAUGGAGAUGAUGAUGAGACAGAUGCUUCGUGCCUGCCGGCGUUCGUCUCCAUGCAUCCUCACCUCACCGGCCGGCGACAGUCGAUGGAGGGCCGGCCGGCCGUAUAUACAGUGGUGAUCCUGUACUUUGUACACAUAACUCCUCUCCCAUGCUCUCCCCCACCACGACCUCGGCCAGAACGCCUCCACCUCCUCCGCCAGCACCACCUCCGCCUCCUCUCCGCGGCCGCCCCCACCGAGUGGGCCGAGGCGCCGCUCGCCUCCGUGCGCCCGGCCACCGCCGACGCCUCGCUCUACCACAUCUCCCUCGACCUCUCCGCGCACCGCGGCCUCCUCGCCUCCCACGCCGCCGCCGGCCAGUUCCUCCCCUUCCGCCUCCCCGCUGCGCCCUACCCCAUCUUCCUCGCCAUCGCGUCCCCGCCCCCCUCGCCCGGGUCCUCCUCUGCCGCCGCCUUCGACUUCCUCGUCAAGCGCGUCCCGGGCACCCCCUCCGCGCGGCUCUGCGAUCUCCGCCCCGGCGACCUCGUCCACGUCGGCGCCAGCGUCGUCGGCCGCGGGUUUGAGGUUAACAGGAUAGCUGACGCCCGUGAUGUCCUCGUCUUCGCCACCGGAUCCGGAAUCAGGUGCCUACCCCUGUGCUUCUAA